CACCAAAAAGACGGUCCAGCUUCUGGCCACUCAGUUCCACAAUGGCCGGCGAGAUUCCAGACUGUCUAGGCUUAUCUAUCUUCGGUGGCGAUGUUUGUCCUUCAAGUGUAAAGGAACAACAGUCACGUCUUCCCUCGCGGAGUAUUGUGCAGAGAGUUGUGGAUUUGGAACACUAACUGACGCGUACGUUUCAACUACUCUGGUUAUUUGGGACUCAUGGGCCACUCAUACCUGUCAGCUCUACGGCUCUUAGGUACAUACCAGACUGCUUCCGUAAGUUUGUGCAGCAGUAGAUGUUGACAACGUUACAACAAAGACCGAGGAAUCAACGGCCCCCAGUUAGUCACCCUGUCGAGGAGCUUUAUCAUUGUGGAGUACGCUGGUCUUGGGCAAUGGCAUGCUUUGUCUGGGACUCUUUGCGAAGUGGACUGGAGAAGCAUGCAGGCCCCGAUACGAGACAACAUGGAUUCGUUGGAAAAGACAAUGGAGUAUGGAAAGCCAAUCGCGACCGUAGUGUAUCCAUAUGUGCGUUUCUCUUUACGCCUACCCUGUCAAAGACACUGCGUGGGCAAAAAGCCAAGCACCUUUCCCAAAUGGGAGCCUUGCAUAAGGCGUCGAGAUUUGGUGUUCGGACGAUUCUUAUCCUGUUUUGUCAACUCUGCAUCCAACCUCGCAACCCGGAGCCGGGGCGCCAAAGACCCAACAGGGCGGAGAGCACAGGAGCUUGGUUAGAAAAAAGAAAUGUUCGAUCCUUCCAAGAUGCGCCGCAAUAUGAUUGGCUUCUAUUCAAGCUCCAGGGAGGGCUGAGCUCAAUGUGGGUUUUUACCAGAUCUACACAUCAAGAUUCUAUCCUACCCGCGUCUGUUUAAUGCAGGUGUCACUACGCUCGGUUGAGGAAUUUGGGCCCCCAUGAUAUUGGGAACCAAGGUAUUCGCAGUCUGCCCCUUAGUCCCAAGCGAACAGACCAAAAUUGCGGGACGCACCGAAGAGGAGCUGCGAGAUGGGCCUCCGAUGCCCCAUUCCUGGAGCCACGG
Molecule: messenger RNA, 1034 nt
Organism: Aspergillus versicolor CBS 583.65
Lineage: Eukaryota; Fungi; Ascomycota; Eurotiomycetes; Eurotiales; Aspergillaceae
Exons: 2
Coding region: 294-869 (191 amino acids)
Source: RefSeq, a predicted model, not a curated record